CUGGACUGCGUCCGGAUCCUCCUUGAAGCCGGAGCCGAUCCAAACGGAAGUCGCCACCACCGCAGCACCCCGCUGUAUCAUGCUGCACGGGUGGGGAGGCUGGACAUACUGCAGGAGCUCAUCAGGUUCAAUGCUGAUGUAGACAUGGACCACCAACUGGGUCCCCGGCUCCUCUUGAGUGCCCGCACCCUCAACACUCUGGUGGUUUGUCCUCUCUACAUCAGCGCUGCCUACCACCACCUCCACUGUUUCCGACUGCUGCUCCAGGCCGGUGCUCAGCCUGAUUUCAACUACACGGGGCCCGUCUGCCAAGAGGCUCUGACCCGCGGCCUGGCCUCCUGCCUGCUGGAUGCUGUGCUGCGACAUGGAUGUGAGGUGGCCUUCGUCCACCUGCUGCUGGACCACGGAGCCAACCCGGCCCUCGUGCCCUGGGACGAGUCAGAGCUGGAGGCUCCCAAUCGGAGGAAGGUGGAUCCGGAGGCGCUCAAGGUCUUCCUGGAGGCGAGGAGAUCCCCUCGUAGGCUGACACAUCUAUGUCGCAUCAGGAUCCGCAGAGUGAUGGGCAAAAAUCGUCUGAACCAUAUACCGUUGUUACCGUUACCACAACCCAUCAAGAGCUUCCUGCUUCACCAACAAUGACAGCCAUCCAUCCACCUUCUCUCCUUCCACUGAGCUCAUCCCACCCAAACCUUAGAAAAUCUCAUCCCCCAGGAUAGAGCCUUUCGUGAACCCAAUUUGCUAAUUGCUUAUUAUUUUCUUAUAAUAAACAGUUACUUAUAUUAUUUUUCAAACAUUUUGAAGUUAACAGUAAUGUAAUAUCUUCCAAUUACUGUAAUAAUUUAUUGAAAUGCUUCUAAAGUUAUCAGAGAAGCCUUUGCAUGUCCUGACUUGUGGAAACUAUAUGUGUAUCCUAAAAGUUUGCCUUGUGACUUCCCAAAUCUGGUAGCUCUUUUGCAGCUUAACAAUCAUAGUGAGAAUGUCAUUUGGUUUGAAGCAAUGACUUAAACACGCCAUGUAUUAAAUAUCCUGUUCCAAGGCAGAGGACCAUUACACAGAUCCAGCUCUUAGAAUAGUUAAUUUCUCUGUUUUAUGUAAACUUGGAUUUUUGGCCUUUUACCAACUCUCAACCAGAGUGAAUGGCAAAAUGUGCUGCAUGCCAGUAUUGUUAAGUUUAUACUGUGUACUGUAUCACUUACAUUAUAAGUCAUCAAUUAUUCUGCUUCUUUUGAUGCAUAAAGCACUUUAAUAUGGCUAUCAAUAUCAGGGCUGGACAGUGGGUUAGCACACAUCUUACACUGCCGUGAUGCACUUAAAUUCGGUGCCGGGUCGUGAUGGAAUCUUUUUUCUUUCUUUGUCUUUUUUUGCCAUAUGCCUUAACAUUGAGUUUUGGAAAAUGGCCGCAAAGAUUGAUCAGACCAGAAAUGUUUUACAAGUAACAAUUAACAAAAGCUUAAAAUGAGCAAUCUGACAUCCUGGAUCUUAACAGAAACACUGGUAGCAGGAGAAAAGCUUUUAUUUUUAACACACCACAUUCUUUGAGUAAAAUGCAUUUAUGCUGAAUAGAAAUUACCCAGAAAGCCUUCUCUGUGAGCCUGUUGUACCUAUUGUCUACUAUGCAUGUCUGUUGCACAGCUUUGCUUUGUUUCUCAAACAUUUUUACUGGUCACUGUUGGUGCGUUUUGCUUUGUAUAUCUCAUAUUUAUUUGCAUACAGUAAAUGUACAAUCAUUCUAUAUUCUCUCCUGUAUGUUUUUUUAUUAUCUAAAACUACACAUGAGGGCCUCACCAUCAGAAAGCCAUGCAAUUCUUUAAAAGUAAGAUCACUUUCUGUGCUUCCUGUUCUGUUAGCCAUCUCCUUCAGUGACCAUGAGAGAAUUAUCCCUUCUUCCUUCCUCACAAUCCCUUCCAAGAUCUGCUCUAGUCCAAAAGUACUGAGCCAAUUUCGAGGACAGAAUCUCUGGAGUUUAGGUUUGGUUGAAUCUAGUCAAAGAAAAUCACCCCUCUGUCAACACCAGGGCAACACAACCCACAGGGCUUUUGAUCCAGCAAAGCUUCAGCUUACUAUUCGUUCAUCAGCUCUUGAGGGAAAUUCCCCCAUUAUGUAUUAUUUUUACAGGUUCAUACCUAGCAGUGGUGGAAGAAGUUUUAUCAGCAACAUUGAUCUAAAGUAUUAAAAGUAAAAGUACUGUCAGUGUUUAAGUAUUAUAUAUGAUGUUUUUGGAUUAAUAUUACUGCUUCAUUAAUGUUGCAUCAUACUCUUUUCUUUGUGACAAUGCAUUCUCCCAGCUUAUCCAAGCAGGGUUUUCGAUGGUUCGACUCAUAAAGUAACGCUUCAUCCUUCCAUACAGAGUCAAAUUCAGAAUUACCAAAUUUCGAGGUACAUGGUUUUUGCUAGAUAGGAAGGGUAUGAAAAAAAUUGUAAUCUGCAAAGUAAUUUGUUAAUAAAGCUGUCAGACAAAUGUAGUUAAAUAGAAGUAUAAAGUUGAAUAUGAUGGAAAUACCCGAAUUUGUACUUGAGUAAAUUUACUUAGUUACCUUCCACCUCUGAUACCCAGAGGUAGAUAAGUGAUUGUUUGCUGUCACUGGAGCCACAUGUUACCACUCUAUAAAUAAAAUUGGAUUGAAUGUAAUCUGC
Molecule: messenger RNA, 2634 nt
Organism: Micropterus salmoides (largemouth bass)
Lineage: Eukaryota; Metazoa; Chordata; Actinopteri; Centrarchiformes; Centrarchidae
Product: ankyrin repeat and SOCS box protein 1-like
Biological process (GO): protein ubiquitination; intracellular signal transduction
Cellular component (GO): ubiquitin ligase complex
Molecular function (GO): protein binding
Source: RefSeq, a predicted model, not a curated record